Messenger RNA from Phlebotomus papatasi, 2898 nucleotides. RefSeq lists its product as uncharacterized. The transcript is spliced from 2 exons. NCBI's taxonomy places the organism in Eukaryota, Metazoa, Arthropoda, Insecta, Diptera, Psychodidae. The coding region runs from base 814 to 1998 and encodes 394 amino acids. The record is from RefSeq and is a predicted model, not a curated record.
AAAUUGUCAAAAUCUCUUGUGUGAUUCGCAUGUGACUCUGCGUUGUCUAUCAGUAUUUUAUCGUUAUUUCUUAAUAAUUUUGAGGAAUACAUUAACACUGUGCUUCUGAGAGUUUUCUGCAUUGACCUGUAUAGAAAUUUGCGCAUAAUAGUGGAUAUAUUUUCCAAAAAUUGGUUAUUCAUUUGUUCUUCUGUGGUGCCUGCUAGAAGUGAGGUUAAGCAGUGGAAGAGACUUGUCAUUAUUACAGCGAGGGAAGUUUCCAGUGGGGGUGUUGAUUCGCUUAACCCCCACUUAACUGUGGAUGCCCGGCCUUCUUGACACCUUGGAUAAGCUUCUGUGCUGGCGGCUGAAUGAUUGACGGACUUUAUUCAUAUAUGUGAGCUAAUAGUCAUCAUUAAUUGGUGUCUCGGCUAUCACUGGUUUUCUGCGUGAUCUGACCGCUGCGGGAGUGACUGAGAGGGAGUCAUCGGCUCUACAAAAGAACGUUCACUAUUGACUAUUAAUUGUCACUAGUUCUGCAAGAGCACGGGGUUGCUGGCGACUUUUUUUCGUUCUCCAGCGGAUUUUUUUUUUGACUGCUCCGACGCUUUGAGUGAGCUGCUGUGGAGUCAUUGAGAGAAGGUGGUUUCUGGUUUUGGGCGCCAAUAGGCAUCAUUAACUGUCACUGACUCUGCGAAUGGAAUUUCCAGUGGGGGUGUGGAUUCGUUUGGCCCCCGCUUAACUGGUAAUUUCCGGAAGAUUUUUAAAAAGUGCUCGAUUUGCUGGUUUUGGUUUUUGUUCCCCAGCUUGUCUUGUGGUUGCGAUCUCCUGGUCAUGCCUGCUGAACAGUGUGGUUUGUGUGCAUCUGUCAUCGACCGCCGGCACGGUUCAGGAGUCUCCUGCGCUGGUUCCUGCGGGAGGUGGUACCACGUUCAGUGCACCGAUCCUCCGCUUUCUCCGGGUUCGGAAAAACCGGUGCUGUUUGGUACUGCGUCAUGGCAUUGCAAGCUUUGCAUGGAGAACAGCAGUGGUGGCUCUUCUGCAGUGCAGAAUGGGUCCGGAGGUUCCUCGCUGGUCGACGCCGGGUCUGCUAAUGUGACACUGGGCUCUCUGAUUUCCCGCCUAAAUAGUGUUGAGAGUCUGUGCAUGGGCUUGAUUGAGGAGAAUAAAAAUCUUCGCUUGCAGGCGGCGGAGUGUAUUGAACUUAAAGCAAGAAUCCGAGCCAUUGAGUUCCGGCUUGACUCGGUGGGCUCUUGGUCGAUGAUGACACCGGGGCCCUCUCUUCAUCCUCCUUAUGCUGAAAAUAGACUAGAAUCGACUAUGCUGAUCGAGCGUGAGUCUCUUGGCGGGAAUCAGUGUCUUGCUGGGGUGAAAAAUGUGCCUGUGGCUGCCCCACCUACAAUUAGUCGUCCAGUGUCUGGAUCAGGUACUUCUGGUUCUGGGAAUGAUGCUGUAGCUACAUUUUCGCGCCGAAGUUUGGAUAAUACUGCUGUAUCACGGUUGAGGUGUGUUGGGGGUGAUGUGGUGCCUCCUCUGUCAGGACGUGAUGCGAAUGAUGCUGUGGAUCCACAAUUGAAUGGUAUUUUGGGGGAUGUUGGGCCGGCUCAUGGGGGACGUGGGCGUAGGCCUGUGGUUUUGGGUCGAGCCAAGUUUACUAAUGGAUUACCAACUGUGCAGAAAUUCCGUUGGCUAUUUCUGGCGCGACUUUCUCGGCAAGUUACUGAGGAGCAAUUGAGCUUGACCUUGUCAAAAAGACUUACGUCAAAAAGACUCCCUAAAUGCAUUUGCCUAACAAAAAAUGCGCCUGUUACCAGAAAGGGUGCUUCAUUCCGUGUCGAGCUUACGGAUCCUGAGUUUCAGGAGGCCUCCUCUGCGGAUUUUUGGGAGGAGGGCAUUCUAGUGAAGCCUUUCUUUUUUUACCCAAAACGAAAACCAGCGCCAACCGACGACCCGGGCUCCUUUCCCCGCGAGUGUGAUACGGGUGCACGAUCAGACCUUGCUACCGAGUACUGCGACUAGCGUUCCCCAAUCUACUCUGAAUGAGACUAAUGUAUCCAUGACUUUAUAUUGUGGGUCAUCCCUGUCUAAUUCCUUAAAUCAUAGUUUGUCCAAUAAUAAUCUUCUUAACGUUAAUUUUAAUGAUAUUUCUGCGGUUUCUCAGGUUCAGCUUGAUAGUGUGGCCGACGUACAUUCCAAUUCACUCUCUAUAGCCCAGAAUCACCUUAUAACUAAUCCGCGUUUUUCUUCAAUUAUUGCUCAUAUAAAUGCGCGCAGCAUUAGGCGCCAUAUUGAUGAGAUUCGUGCUCUUCUAAGAAAAUCCUCCAUUUCGGUACUGUGUGUCUCCGAGACCUGGCUUGACUCCUCCGACUCCAUGGAGUCGGUUGGUGCUCAGGACUUUCGACUUCUAAGAAGUGAUAGAUCUGGUCAAAAGAGAGGAGGUGGUGUCGGUAUUUAUGUCCGAAAUUGCCUCAAUUCUUCUGUGCUCUGCAACGGCACUUUCGGUAGGUUGGAGUAUAUUGGCCUAAGUGUCAAAUUCCCUGACUUAACUCUAAAUAUUUUCACCUGUUACUACCCACCUCCAGUAACGAGUCUUAUGGAUAUUGAAGGUCUGUUUGAUUUGGUGCUAUCAUACGACAACUUUAUGGUUCUGGGUGAUUUUAAUGUUAAUCUCAACGCUGGAACUUCAAUAGCCAAAAAAUUCCUAGAAUUCCUAUCUGAGCACUCUCUUCAUCAUGUACCUUUUAGCCCAACUCGUAUGGGGUCACUUCUCGAUUUAAUGAUUCUUCCUUCCCAUGAUUCACAAAGAAUACUUGAAUACGGCCAGGCUCCUCUUCCUGGUAUAUCAGACCACGACUUAAUCUUUGCUUCUUAUAAUCUGCGAUUUCCUAAACCGUCUAAUAAAUUUAAAAUCAUCUUCGA